Messenger RNA from Trichomonas vaginalis G3, 2229 nucleotides. RefSeq names its product bifunctional inhibitor/lipid-transfer protein/seed storage 2s albumin superfamily protein family. Lineage: Eukaryota; Parabasalia; Trichomonadida; Trichomonadidae. The record is from RefSeq and is a predicted model, not a curated record. Bases 1 to 2229 code for a protein of 742 amino acids. The transcript has a single exon.
AUGCUGACCUUUGGUCUUCUUUUCUUUCUCGAUUUAAGACCAAAAUUAGACCAGGUUGACGUUCCUACAUUUAAAGAUAAUGGUGCCGAAAUUUCUUUCUUCGAUUGGGAUCGUUGGGAAGAAAGAUUCGAUCGAGAUACAACAAUCGCAACAGGAAUAAAGAACACUAAGCGUGAUUCUUUCGAAUAUAUCGCAUGCUCAGUAACUGUAUCAGGUACAUUUGAACAAAACUUUGCUUUUGGAGCAGGAUUAGCUUCAGGUUCUGGCGGCGGCAUGUUUUUCACUUUCUGUGCAGUAAACAUACGUUACGAGACCAAAAAUGUCGAUUCAUUUGUCAAUAACUCCGCAGCUGUUGGCGGAGCAAUAGCUUGUUUAUAUUCACGUAUAUUCAUGGAAAAUGCGAUCUUUACAUAUAAUAGAGCAUACCGUUGGGCCGGAGCUAUCUGGUUUCAAGGUUACGAACGCAGGAAUCGCUUAUGUCCUUUCUUUUGUGAAUCAAAAGCCUGCGAAUUCAAGAAGAAUGUAGCCAAUGACCUUGGUGGUGCAAUUGUACUUACAUGUGCUGCUGACUCUUACUUCGAAAACGUCAAUUUCAUCGAAAACCAGUGUGGCAUCACUGGAGGAGCUUUUUACCUUGUUGAAUCUCCUGCGAAGUUCUUUAACAGUGACUUCCUCAAGAACCAAGCCGGCGACACAAAUAUCAGAAAACUUACAGCAAACAACUUUAAUAUUAAUUCCAAAUUGGCCGUGCGCUUCCGUGGACGCGGAGGAGGUGCCAUGGCCUUCAUAUCAUACACAGAUUACAAAGAGGCAGGUGAAGGCUGCAUAUUAUACACUCAAGGCUGUUGUUUCUUAUUAAAUAAAGCUACAUACGGAUAUUCUUUCAGGGCAGAUGGAACGGGAGCUGGCCACGUCAUUCUCUUUGAAGGAUUCUGCCUUUGGCACUCUUUCCACGACUGGAUGUCCGGAAUUGAAGAAAAUAAUAUCGCAUACGCGAACAGAUACGCAGAAAAUGGAACGCUCGAGAAGAAUGUAUACUAUGCAUCAGAAGAGACAUGCGCAGACGUAGUUUCUCCCGAAUACGAACCAGUUACAAGCAGAGCAACAAAAUUCAAAUUCGCAAAGCCCUCAAAUAAAGCUGGAAAGUCAUCAGGACCUACAUUCAUGCCAUCACCAACAGAUUUCCCAGACAAAGCUACUCCAAUUACUCAGCUUCCACUGAGAACAACAAGAUCUGCAAAAGUUUUCCCGACAACUCAAGUUUUUCCAACUUUCAAACGCCUGACUGUUCACAGAACCCCAACACCAACACCUCUCCCUUCAACUCCAAGGUCUACUCCGGAGGCCACCGGAUUAACUCCAUAUCCGACACCUGUUCCUUCACCUUCUCCAACUUUGGCUGAUACACCAAUGGACACACCACUCGAAACACCCUAUAUGACACCUGCAAAGUCUCCUACAAGGUCUCCAAAGCCUACACCGGCAAAUACUCCGGAAACUCCAUCUGCCACUCGUACGCCACAACCGUCCCCUUUACAAACGGUUAUUCCACGUUCUCCGGCCAGGUCACCGCGAAAAACACCUAAACAGACCAUUCCACCGGCCACAACGCCUCCUAACACACCUAGAAGGACACCGAAGAAGACCAAGAAGGUCCUACCAACGCCAUCUCAGUCUCCAAGGAAAGGAUAUUAUUAUUCUGAGACUGAAACGAAGGUUGAGACAGUAUUAGUCACUCUGACAACAACAGACAAGGCAACAUUUACAAAUGCACUUGUCAAAUUCCACAGCAAAUCAACUUAUUCCAAUUCAUUGACAACAAUUGUUGAACAGAUGCAAACAACCAUAAAGACAUUGACGAAAACAUCGACAUCAACAUUAGUUAAGGCCGAAUUAGGCUUCAAUUCUGAUGAAGAAGGCAGUGAUUUGGCAAUUAUUAUUGCAGCCAUUUUCUCUGGCUUAUUGCUUGUUCUUGUCGUAUCAGCAUUCAUCUGGUUCUUCAUCGGAUACACGAGAUCUUCUUCUUCAUCCGAUUCCGCCGUUCAAAUGGAUGAAGUUCAUCUUCUCGAGACUCCUGCACCAUCUGCACAGACACUGGCUGAUGAAAACCCACUGUGGUCAACGUCUGUGAUGGGAGAUAACGACGAUCCAUUCAGAAACGACUUUGAAGAAGUUCAUGCUGAUGGAUUCUUCAAUGAGAGAGCAGAAACUGCUGAUUCUGAUAAUUAA